Coccidioides posadasii C735 delta SOWgp is the source of this 2380-nucleotide messenger RNA. RefSeq lists its product as uncharacterized. NCBI's taxonomy places the organism in Eukaryota, Fungi, Ascomycota, Eurotiomycetes, Onygenales, Onygenaceae. The record is from RefSeq and is a predicted model, not a curated record. Gene Ontology annotation, molecular function: metalloexopeptidase activity; dipeptidyl-peptidase activity. Gene Ontology annotation, biological process: proteolysis. Gene Ontology annotation, cellular component: cytoplasm.
GGAAUACCCAAUUGCUUUCCCACUAUGGAUGCCAAGGUGAAGGAGCAGUAUCUCGCGGAUUCUCCCCCGACGGUGGUCAGGCUAGAAAUCAAGCAACACUUCGAUGCAUUGAAAGAUGAGAAAUUGAAACGAUAUGCCCAUUUCGUCAGCAGAGCUGCGUUUUUAGGAACCAGGAUUACCCUUCGUCAAGUUUCUCCAGAAUCUGAGCCAAUCUACGAUCUUAUUAUGUCUCUCUACCGCGCCUGCAAUGGCGACUGGAAAUCCCUUGGCGAGAAAACCGGCGUCAGCCAGGACGAGACACAGCACUUUCUAGAGUAUGCAGCUCAGUUCUUGGGAAACUGCGGCAAUUAUAAGGGCUUUGGAGAUUCAAAAUUUAUCCCUAGAGUACCGGAGAACGUACUCAGACAGCUGGCAUCCGUCACGGAAGAAUCAAAGACCGCGUUUGAGGCGGCGUCGCAAACCGCCGGUGGCAUAUACGAAACUUCGUCUCCUCCGCUAAUGCACCUGGGAUACCCGGAGGACGGGCAUAUGACGACGUAUUAUCCAGAUUCUGCCACGAUUACGAAAGAAGAAAUAACGUUGGUGGGCGAUUUCUUGGAGAAGAAGAAACUUCUGCUUGAAAAUACUAGACUGAGAAAGACGAAAAACGGUGACUUCGAGCUUCUCAUCGCUUCGGCGCAAAAGAAUCCCGCGGGAAAUGAUAGAGAUGUGGGUGAUAUAAAUGGAUGGUCUCUGGAAGGGAAACUUCAGGGGAAACGACUUACUCUCGUCUAUGGGGACUACUCGGAACAAAUGGCUAGAAUUUCAGAAAAUGCCAGGCAAGCUUGUUUGAAUGCAGCAAAUGAAAUCCAAAGGAACAUGUACGAUGAAUACGUUAAAUCGUUUGAAACGGGAUCGCUUGAAGCCUACAAGGAGAGCCAGCGAUACUGGAUCAAAGAUAAAGGGCCAAUGGUAGAGUCAGACCUAGGAUUUGUUGAAACGUAUCGUGAUCCUCAUGGUGUUCGCGGGGAGUGGGAAGGAUUUGCCGCUAUGGUAAAUCAAGAACGCACAAAAGCGUUUGGCAAACUGGUUUCAAAAGCUGAGUCUUUUAUUCCAAAGCUACCAUGGAGCAAAGACUUCGAGAAAGACAAAUUUCACAGCCCUGAUUUCACUUCAUUGGAAGUUUUGACAUUCGCUGGAAGUGGCAUUCCUGCUGGAAUCAAUAUUCCGAAUUAUGAUGACAUUCGGCAGAACUUAGGAUUUAAAAAUGUUUCCCUUGGCAACGUUUUGAGCGCAAAGGCUCCGAAUGAACCUAUUCCAUUUAUUCGUGAGCAAGAUUUGGAACUUUUCCGGAAAUAUAGAGACCCUGCCUUUGAAGUCCAGGUCGGUAUUCACGAACUGUUGGGACACGGCACCGGGAAACUAUUGCAAGAGACUGCCCCGGGUGAAUUCAACUUUGACGUUUCCAAACCACCUGUCAGUCCAAUUACAAACAAACCCAUCACUACUUGGUACAAGCCUGGACAGACAUGGAGCUCAGUUUUUGGGUCCAUUGCUUCGUCAUAUGAGGAGUGCCGUGCAGAAUGUGUUGCCAUGGCCCUCGGAUGCGAUUUUGGUAUUCUGGAACUUUUUGGGUUCGGAAAUGGCGAUGAGGACCUUGAAGGCGAGGCAGGAAACGUGCUCUAUGCAAGCUAUUUAACGAUGGCCCGUGCUGGUAUCACCGCCUUGGAAUUCUGGGAUCCGAAGAGUCAAAAAUGGGGGCAAGCACACAUGCAAGCCCGAUAUAGCAUCCUUCGCACGUUCCUCGACGCUGGGGGCGAUUUUGUCCAACUGAAGCACAGCCAGGAUGAUCUGUCGGACCUUGAAAUCCACCUAGAUAGAUCUAAGAUUUUGACCCAUGGACGCCCGGCUGUUGAAAAAUACCUGCAGAAGUUACACGUCUACAAGGCUACUGCAGACGUUGAAGAAGGGAAGAGAUUAUAUGACGGUAUCACACACGUGGAUGAAUGGUGGAGCCAAAAAGUGCGACCCGUUGUGCUGCAGAAGAAGAUUCCACGCAAAGUGUUCGUGCAGGCAAACACCGUGCUGGAAGGGGACAGGGUGAUUCUCAAGGAGUACGAGCCAACCCUGGAGGGCAUGAUUCAGAGUUAUGCUGAGCGCGACGUGUAAAUAUUCCAUACAUCCAUCUGCUCUUUGUCGGUAAAGACAAAAUCCACUCUCCGUCAUGCUCGGAUCGUUCCUAUAGCAGAACAUCUUGAAAGUCGCUGGUCCACUUCCUAGCUAAGAUCCAUUGCUUGGCUUAUUAUGAAGCGCAAAUAUACGUAUCUUUUUUCUCCUCGCUGCAGUUACUUCCAUAUUUUUCGAAUGUAUAUAGAGCUUAGCUAAAGAGCAUCAACCGAAC